Ciona intestinalis (vase tunicate) is the source of this 1937-nucleotide messenger RNA. NCBI's taxonomy places the organism in Eukaryota, Metazoa, Chordata, Ascidiacea, Phlebobranchia, Cionidae. The record is from RefSeq and is a predicted model, not a curated record.
AAAUUAAUUUAGAUCAAUAGGCAAAUGUUCAAAUAUGUUGUAUUUAAUUUGUGCUGUUGUCAUUAUUUUACCCGUUGAAGUUAUCGUCCAAUUUCCAAAUGUCUUUACUCCAAAAUAAACUGAAAACGAAGUGACUAUCGCAGCUAAAUCCAUGUUAAAAUUCUGCAUAUAUUAAAAUGGAUCGUUUUAUUUGGUCUAAUCGUGGAAUUGAAGCUGGAGAAACGAAGUUAUUUAGCCAAGUUGGCGUCCGAAUUUACGAUGGCGAUCAAAAAACGAGCUAUGAUGACGGCAACAUUAACCUCACUUCACAUAAACUAACAUGGAUAGACAGCAGUAAUUCACAAGUCUGUAUUUCUUUACAUCUGAGUCUUGCCGUGUUCUGUGAAAGGCACGCAGGGGGGAUCGGGAAAAGUGCGAAAGUAUCCUUACACUUGCAAGCUGUGCCCACCAACAAACCCCCCGGCCCUGUAGCCCGUAGUUCACAUGGGUUCGUAAGGUUUGCUUUCAAACAUGGUGGGGACGUCGAGUUUACUCAUAAGAUGCAACAAGCCAUACAUGCGAAAAACAGCAACCAGCAAUGGUGUAUGAAAAAUAAGACCUGUAUUGCCCCGCCAUGCCAGAUUAAACAAGUUACAUCAAUCUUUACUCUUUUAUUCCAGACCGUAAAGUUCAAAUCUUACUUAUUAAGCCUUGGUAUUCCCAACCCUGUGACCAAACAAACCCAUGGUUCCGGUACCCACUACCACCAACAACUAGCACAUGAGGUGUCCAAGUCAUUAGCUCCACAGAUUGAUAAAGCUGGUGGGAUGAUCCUACUCACAGAUGCUUACUGUAGGAUCAAUAGAGCUCGUGGUAUGGAGCUUCUAUCACCUGAAGAUCUCCUCAACGCUUGUCGUAUGCUUACCCACCUCAACCUGUCAAUCAAACUCCGUCAGUUCGACACAGGGGUGAUGGUUCUACAAUCAGACUCGCAUAGUGAUGAGAAAGUAACUCAGCAAACCACUCAACUGGUAACCGACAGUACGAGCCUUAGUUCCGAGGAGCUUGCAUCUAUCGUAGAUAUCUCCGUCCUCCUCGCUAAAGAACGUCUUCUUCUCUCGGAAACAUCCGGACUCCUAUGCAGAGAUGAUUCGGAUCAAGGACUUCGAUUUUUCCCUAACCUUUUCGCUUCAAAAGCUGCUUGAGGAAGUUUUCUAUUUUUUCUUUCUCCAACUUAAACUCUUUUCGAGGAAAAAAUACUUAUUUUCUUGCGAAUCUUUUGCUAUCUUAGUUUUGGAAAAAACUUUCUGGGCUCCUCUUUUUUGCUGGAAAUAUUUUCUUUGAACAUGCAAAUGUUACUUCUAGACAAAAAGGUACAAAUAUUCUGCACUUCCAAUAGAAAGCUUUUAUUUUUAUUUCUGACAUCACUGAAGAUUCCUAAGCAGAUUGGAAACAUCCGUUUCUGGGAGUUCCUCUUGCUUAAAAUGCUUUCUGAUGAAACAACUUUCUUGCAAGAAACAAAAAUGCUCCUUAUUUUUAUCCCACUCCUAAGCAUGUUGCUGCAUCUCUAUCUUACUUGGUGUUACGGCUACAACUUACUUUUCCAAUUCUCUGGUUUUCGAAUCAAGUCAAGUUAUUAAUCUAACAUACAAGCUUUUGACCUACAACUAUGAUGUUAAUGAUUGAUGUUAAAAAUUUGACUCAAGCUUCUGUUAUUACAGAUACCUAAACAUAUGUUUAUGGUAUUUAUGACGCUAUCUUUGUGCUUGCUGAGCAGUUUUUAUGUAAUACACAUAUAUAUGUGUAUAUAUAUAUGGUACUAUGGUAGUAAUUUUGAUUGUCAGCUAAGCUAUUCUGUUGUUAACCUUAUGCCCGUUGUCAAUUUGAAGUGCUAACGUCAUCACAAAUUACGUCACGGUUUGGUUUGUUGUAAUAAAGUGCAAUUACGUCAUAAGGAA